GGUUAGCACAGGCAGACAGAACAACACCAACAACAGGCAACUGCUGGGAUCUUAACCAAACACUCAAAACAACUUCUAUCCUGACCUUAACAGAUUUCUCUUGAAUCAGAAAAAGAUGGAAUCCGAGAUGAAAUGCAACAAGAGCGAGAUGUGGAGCUCCAGUGUGUCAGCGGAACUGGACUUUGAGAUUACCCAUCAUCCCCUGACAAUGAGGCGAGUGGUUAACCUCAUCAUUGCCAUGGACAGGAUGAAGGGCAGCAGCACAGAAUCCAUGUUGAGCACCGAAUUCAGAGAUGAGCACCUGCUCAACUUCAUCCUGGAUAGCAUAGUGGAAGAGCAAAUUCUGUUUGAGAGUGGCUCUGCUCCACCACUUCCGCUCACACGGACGGGCGAAGAAGAGCAAAACAUAACCGACGGCGAGAAGAGGAGCUUAGUACUGGUCCAGAACAGCAUGGAGCUCCAUGCAGUGACGCUGCAGGGAGGUGCUGAACCCAGAAAAGUUUUCCUGAACAUGUCAACCUUUUUGCACCCUGCGUCCACCAUUGAAGGCAGAACUGUGGCUCUGGGCAUAAGGGGCAAAAAGCUGUACCUGUCAUGCCGCAAGGAUGGUGCCAGCCCAACUUUGCAUCUGGAGACAUUGGAGGACAAUAGUCUGCGGAGCAUCAGCUCAGACAGCGACAUGGUGCGAUUUCUCUUCUACAAACAGGACACCGGGGUGAACAUCAGCACCCUCAUGUCUGUCGCCCACCCUGACUGGUACAUAAGUACAGCAGAGCAAAACAACAAGCCAGUUGAAAUGUGCCAGGAGUCCGCCAGACGCUACCGUACCUUCAACAUAAGUGACAUCCAGGGAAAUGUUGAACGCCAGAGUUAAAACCAACCGGAGGCACUGGCUGUCAAGAUUGACCCUCUUAAGAGGAAAAUGUGGGUAGUGUAAAUUACACUGCACUUUUUGAUUCAAAAAAAGCAAUGACAUUUUUUUUAUAGAAAUCUUUUUACUGUAUGUACCAAGUACACAAAGUGAAAAGCUUAGUGUACUGACAUAAGUCAUGUUUCACCAGUAGGUGGCAUUAUUGUGCUAUGUGGUGAACACCAUAGGUAUUUAUUUUGCUAAUUGACAUGUUAAAGCUUUUUUAUCUAAUAAUUUAUUCCGCUAUUUAUGCUCCAUUUUAACAUGUAUAUUUAUUUGAAAAAAUGUUGACUAACAAGUAAUUUAAUUGUGUACAUUGAAAUAUUUAAUAAAUCCUUAUAACUUAAUAGAA
Messenger RNA from Eleginops maclovinus (Patagonian blennie), 1262 nucleotides. RefSeq names its product interleukin-1 beta-like. NCBI's taxonomy places the organism in Eukaryota, Metazoa, Chordata, Actinopteri, Perciformes, Eleginopidae. Gene Ontology annotation, molecular function: cytokine activity. Gene Ontology annotation, biological process: inflammatory response; macrophage chemotaxis; cellular response to lipopolysaccharide. The record is from RefSeq and is a predicted model, not a curated record. The coding region runs from base 116 to 874 and encodes 252 amino acids. The transcript has 5 exons.